AUGGUCUAUGUGUUAGGCGUUAAUCUACCUGACCACCAUUUAGUUAAGUUCGCGCUCACUUCUUUCUAUGGCAUAGGCCACCACACUGCGGCGCGUAUCUGCGCCCGUUUCCAAAUGCAUAAUACCUGCAAAGUCCGCGACCUGUCGCCAAUGCAAGUGACUGCCCUCGCAUCAUUUCUCUCUUCGCCUAAAGACUCGCUCUCCCCACUCCGUUUUCCCACUGCCACCCCCGACUUCACACCAUCCACGAAGCCGCAUUCCGAACUCUUGACUGAGUUCCGUGCUCAGCGCGCUAAACGCGAAGUCGACAACAAAAAGCCCGAGUUUCUUCUACGGCGGUUACGGGAUAGACGGGUGCUACCGGAUAAGCUGAAGGAACUCAAAAUAGAGGCUGAGCUGAGACAAGUCGUGCGGGAGAACAUCGCCCACCAGAAGAUGAUUGGAAGCUAUGUUGGUCGGAGACAUGCUAUGGGUCUCCCAGUUCGUGGGCAGACAACGCAGAAUAACGCCAAGACGGCGAAAAAGCUAAAUAGGGUAGAACGCUGGGCAUAG
Messenger RNA from Mycena indigotica, 552 nucleotides. Its product is annotated as General amino acid permease. Gene Ontology annotation, molecular function: structural constituent of ribosome; RNA binding. The coding region runs from base 1 to 552 and encodes 183 amino acids. Gene Ontology annotation, biological process: translation. Gene Ontology annotation, cellular component: mitochondrion; ribosome; small ribosomal subunit. The record is from RefSeq and is a predicted model, not a curated record. Lineage: Eukaryota; Fungi; Basidiomycota; Agaricomycetes; Agaricales; Mycenaceae. The transcript is spliced from 2 exons.